AUGCCGCCAUUUGCUCAUCCCAAACAGCGCGAGACCAAGCGUGUCAUGUCGCAUGGGGUGCGUGGUAAAGAGGACAACUUGUACCUCAAGUGGAGUGUGGUGAUGAAUCCAAGCGAACUCCUAAAAGAGCUUGUCAGCAACCGCGAGCAUGCUCGAACCCUCUUCCAUGGAUUGAGGCGCCAAGUCAAGUCUAUCCGCCACCGCUCGCAAUCCUACGACGAUGGCCAGGUCACAAUCUACGACCGUGUUCUGCUUCGUCUCUAUGAUGAAGGACACACUAUGCAACACUACGGUCUGCUUGAAUUCUACCUGACCGAGUAUCUGGGAACUAAGAACUGUCACUCACUGGGGGAAAACAACUCUGUCAUUGCUGCCCACUUUGCUGCCCAGCGCAUUCUCGACAAUGGCCCUAUGUCUGAAAUUCCAAUCAUUGCAACCGAUAACAUGGAAGGCAUCACCGAAGAUAUCCAGACCAGCAAGUCGUCACAAAGCUCUGGCACAUCCAAGCUACAACAUCUCGACAAGCUCAUCCAGGUAUACCAAAAGGCCAAAGCCGAUUACUACAUCCUCGAGGUCACUGAGAGCCACCGCGAGCGAACCAAUAGUGUCCGAUUUCUCCGUGACACGGCCGAGAAUCUCCUGCGAUACCUGAUGUCAGCCGACAAAGACCACGAUCUGAUUCCUGAAAUUGAGGACAUCAUUCAGGUCAGCCAGGCACAUGCAAACCAACUAGCCGGUGGUCGCAAGCGAAAAUUUGAGCACUUGGAAAACGACUCUAGGGGCAGCCCAAGCCUCAGCCCCUACAAACCCUACGGAUGCUAUGGAGACCAGCGCGGAAGACACAAUCGUCGGGACCGAUAUGUCCCUGACAGCGUCACAUGGGAUCAUAGCCACAAGGGUGGAUGGGAUAGUCGUACCCUAGACUCGUACCGUCCCUAA
Molecule: messenger RNA, 939 nt
Organism: Penicillium digitatum Pd1
Lineage: Eukaryota; Fungi; Ascomycota; Eurotiomycetes; Eurotiales; Aspergillaceae
Source: RefSeq, a predicted model, not a curated record